Molecule: messenger RNA, 3860 nt
Organism: Periophthalmus magnuspinnatus
Lineage: Eukaryota; Metazoa; Chordata; Actinopteri; Gobiiformes; Gobiidae
Gene: ift46
Product: intraflagellar transport 46 homolog (Chlamydomonas)
Exons: 4
Coding region: 296-1300 (334 amino acids)
Biological process (GO): cilium assembly; intraciliary transport
Cellular component (GO): centrosome; intraciliary transport particle B; motile cilium
Source: RefSeq, a predicted model, not a curated record
GAUGUGGUCGCCUCCUCGUUGCUAGGACACGGCAUCACUGCUUGACGGUUGGUACGUUAGCUUUGUUAGCUCUAGACUAAAAUAACAGCAGUUGUAUUCAUUCUAGGCAUCUAAAAGAAGCAUCAGAUGAUCAAAGGAUUAUUGUAAACGGGUAAUGAAUAUUUUGCAGCACGAAUGAAUCUAAGAAAACUGAACUGUAUCGGGUAAAUCUGAAAGGUUUACAUUUGUUAGCCGAAGUCGCUAAUGACAGACUGGCUUGUAACGUUGGCGCUGUAGUUUGGAGCUUUCCGGAUAAAUGAGUGCUCGGGCCAGACACGUUUUAGUGAAAAACCAACAUUACGACGAGAGUAUGGAACUGCACGAUGAGGACCAGGAGGUGGCCAGCGUCUACAGCCCUCCUCCCCGGGUCACACAGCCGCUAUCCGCGACCCAGGGAGGACGAGUCCGGGGCCUGAUGACCGCGGAUAGCACCAGCGACGAGGAGCGGCCGCAGAAGUCCAAAGACUCCUCCGGCAACAACCCUAAGACCAGAUUGAGUCCUGAUACUGGACUGAGCCCAGAUGAUGAAGAAGAGGAGUCUGAAGAAGAAGAGGAGACAGAGGAUGAUGAUGAUGAAGACCAACCCAAAACCCCAGAGGGAGCAUACGACCCGAACGACUACGCCAACCUGCCUGUCAGCUCUGAGGGUAAGGAGUUGUUCCAAUACAUCACUCGUUACACUCCUCAGAUUGUGGAGCUGGAGCAUGUCUUAAAACCAUUCAUCCCGGACUUCAUACCAGCCGUGGGCGACAUCGACGCUUUCCUCAAAGUGCCUCGACCAGACGGACGAGCCGACGGCCUGGGUCUGCUGGUCCUGGACGAGCCUAGUGUCAAACAGACUGACCCCACUGUGCUAACACUAUGGCUGAGCGAGGAGAGCAAGCAGCAUGGAGAAAUACAGACGCAGAAGGUGACGAGUGUGGCAAGCCCAGAGUCCAACCCUCGGCUUGUGGAGCGUUGGGUGGACAGUAUUACUGCUCUGCACCGCUCCAAGCCCCCUCCCACCGUACACUUCUCCAAAGCCAUGCCUGAUGUGGACACGCUGCUGCAGGAGUGGCCCCCCGAACUGGAGGAGCUGCUCACCCGAGUCCAACUCCCCUCUGCAGACCUGGACCUGGGACUGGACCAGUAUGUGGACCUCAUCUGCCCCUUGCUGGACAUCCCAGUGCACAAUAAACAAACGCGAGUCCAAGCGCUGCACCAGCUCUUCACGGUCUACCUGGAGUUUAGGGACUCGCAGCACUUUACACACAGGCACUAGACUAGUACUGGACUGGGACUAGCCCGGGACUAGGACUACACUACACCGGAUCGGAACUAAGAUGGAAGUAAACUAGGACUAGACCAGUACCAAACCAAGACUAAACCAGGCAUGAACAAGGCCUAACCCAGUGACAAACUAGGACUAAAAUAAACCUACCAAGACAACCAGUACUAUUCCAGGUCUGAACCAGGUCUAAUCCCAGACUGAACCAGUAACCAACUAGGACUGAACUAAACCAGGACUGCACCAGUAUGGAACCAGGACUUAACCCGGACAAAACUAAUACUGAAACAAGACUGAACCAGUACUGAAAGGACAUGUACCCAGUUUUUCCCCAUGUAUCUGAGCAAAAUUUGUCUUGCCCCAGUCAAGAUAUAUUGUAUAAGCAGCUCUGGUCAAAAUAAAUCAGCCGUGUUCUCUCUGCAUCUGAUUGUAAAGCUUAUUGUCCAAUCAGAAAUAUGUUUUUCACUUUUAAUACAGUGAAAAUCAGGUGCAGCAACCACUUAGCGUUCCGAUGGCCCGCCCGCGUCGCCUUUACGUUACAACUUUACAGCAAUGUACGUAUAUUUCUCCGUCACCCACACAAACAAUCUACACAUCAAAUGAAAGCUACGGCAUUCAUCUUUCUGAAUAUGUAAACCAUUUACACCUCUAAUCACCACAGUCCUGACAGGAAAGCCGUUUUUACAGAGAAGUCAGAAAUGUGGAUUUGGACAUCACUUACCAUUGAGCGCUCUGGUUCUGCCAAACAUCAACAUAUUCACACAAAGUUGGUCUCAUUCGUUCCGUAAAGGUCCAGAGAAUAUAAUCCAGUCAAGAAAUUAUGUCCACAAAGGAAGUUAGAGCCUCCAUUUCCAAUCUGCUGCAGGAAAGUGAAAUCUGUUCCGUCACUUCUCUGCAUUUCUUUUGUCAGUUUCAGGCAUAAUAAACUUCUGACAGCGCCAACUUUGUUCCUCAGCGCAAAACAAACUUGUUAGUUUGUGAUUGACACCAAAAUUGGCCAAUAAGGUGGGGGCUGUGGGUUAUUGGAGCCGCGGACAGUGAAUGAGAGCUACAGAUGACUGGAAAAGUACGCCCCACUCUCCCCCUUGUAGAAUCAAGCUGUUACAUUACACACGUUUAGUGAUGUUUUCGUCUUAAAGCCCAUGAACUGCGGAACACACUGAUGCGUGACAAAGAUCCGUGCGUAAAAUUACGCAAUACGCGCAGCAGUUUUGCGUUUUAAACAUGACGAAACGGACAAAACAAAGGAAGUACGCGACCGCGGAUACUGUGGAUGUUUGUACAAGUUAAACUAGAGGCAGAUCUCAUGGUGGACUGAGGAGUAGAGGACCACCACCAAUCAUCACGCACACACCACUUGGGUGUCAAGUGCCUUGCCUAAGGACACAAUGACAGAACUAAGGACACAAUGACAGACAAGUCCCAAGUGGGACACGAUCCUCCAACCUUCGAGUUGCGGGACCAAAGCUCUAACCACUGCGCCACUGUCACAGAAUGACUGUACAAUCAUGUACAGUAUGUUCUUAGUUUCCAGUGUGUGUUUGUUUACAGUGUGUGGUUUGUAAAUAUGUAUUUUUGACCCAUAGCACUUGUUUUGACUGUAUUUUAUAUACAAAUAUACAUUUUAUAUUGUGUUUUGAUAUGAUAUAUAAAUGUACAGUAGUAGAGCAGCUGGGUGUGCAGAUACAGAUUCCUCUCAGAGUUUUCAGUAGAGCGCUCACUGAUGUCUGUGGGUUGAAACAUUCAAAAGUUAUUGCACUUUUUCCAAAUGUUCUCCAAAUGUCUUCAUUCGGAUCGGUUUGGAGAGGCCUGGACUUACUCAUGAUAAAAUGAGUGUAAAACUCUAAUUUUUAUAGGUAUUGACCUCAAAUUUGAAAUGUAAGUGGUCAACAAUCUUGUCAGUUGAGAUAUAGUGUAUUUUUGGCCCCAGCUACCUACUGCAGCUUUCUACACCUUCAUUUUCACAAAAUGUUUUUGGCGAGGAUGAGAAAAAAUUUUUUUAAUGUGUGUUCCAAAGUGUAUAAAUGCUCAGCAGACAAACUUACAGUGAUUCUGACACAUGUGGGUAAAACUAUAGGGUGUUUCCUUUACAAAGACCCCAAACUCGUGCAUUUAAUACUGAGGGUUCAAUAAUGGUGAUUAUUUUAAUUUGGAGAGGUCAGAACAAAGGCAAUUUCACCAAAAUGACACGGAAUGCUAAGGGGUUACUGUUAAACGGUUCACCUUUUUGAACAAAGUUGUUCUAAAUAAGGACAAAUGGACAUACUUGUGGGGUUCAGCUUCCUGUUAGGAGACAAUUUUAGGACUUUUCAGUUUGAAAAGAUAUAAAAUGUCAAUUGCUAUAGAAGCAGUCUUAAUUUUUCAUUCUGAGAUAGUUGACAAUUAUAAUCUUAUGUAAAUACAAAUUGUAUUGUAUUAUUAAAGCAUGUGUUUAAACUAAAGAUGAGAUAAUCAUUUAGUUUUUGUUUCCUGUUAAUUUUUGUUUUACUAUGUUCUUUUCUAUUCUUCCUAUUGACAAUGUUGUUCUAACCUGAAAAAUAAAUCUAUUGUCUCU